Messenger RNA from Bufo bufo (common toad), 4207 nucleotides. RefSeq names its product DExH-box helicase 9 (gene DHX9). Gene Ontology annotation, cellular component: nucleolus; ribonucleoprotein complex; intracellular anatomical structure. Gene Ontology annotation, biological process: positive regulation of transcription by RNA polymerase II; regulation of mRNA processing. Lineage: Eukaryota; Metazoa; Chordata; Amphibia; Anura; Bufonidae. The record is from RefSeq and is a predicted model, not a curated record. The transcript is spliced from 28 exons. Gene Ontology annotation, molecular function: 3'-5' DNA/RNA helicase activity; 3'-5' DNA helicase activity; double-stranded RNA binding. The coding region runs from base 141 to 4007 and encodes 1288 amino acids.
CGCGCAUGCGCGGCUUGCCUCGACGUGUCUCCGCGUGAAAUCCGCGCAGCCAUUUUGUUCGUGGUUGUAUUGUGACCAGUGAGUGGCCUGUAGGUACUGAGGCGCGGACGUCCUGGUCACAAGAAAUUCUUCGUACCAUCAUGGCUGACGUAAAGAACUAUCUGUACGCUUGGUGUGGGAAGAAGAAGGUUACUCCAAAUUACGACAUCCGUUCAGCCGGAAAUAAGAAUCGACAGAAGUUUGUUUGUGAGGUUCGUGUGGAUGGCUUCAACUACACAGGCAUGGGAAAUUCUUCAAGCAAGAAGGAUGCUCAGAGUAAUGCGGCUCGUGACUUUGUGAACUACUUGGUUAGAAUGGGAGAAAUGAGGAGUGAUGAAGUACCGGCACUCGGGGCUCCACAGGCAGAUGCUACCGAUGGAGGUGAUGGCUUCACAAAUGAAGGAUUUGGUGUCCCGUCUGGAGGACCAUUGCCACCACACUUGGCAAUAAAGGCAGAAGGUGGUGGUGGAGGAGGAGGAGGUGAUGGUGAAGCGCCAUCUUCAGGCUCGCAGUUUUCAGGCAGUUCAGGAUAUGGUCCACAGACUGGUGGUGCAAACUGGGACCGUGGAGCCAAUCUGAAAGACUACUAUGCCAAAAGAGACGAACAGGAUGCUCAAGCGACGCUGGAGUCCGAAGAGGUGGACUUGAAUGCAGGUUUGCAUGGGAACUGGACUCUUGAGAAUGCAAAAGCUCGUCUCAAUCAAUUUUUUCAAAAGGAAAAGUCACAAGCCGAUUAUAAGUACUCCGAAGUAGGGCCGGAUCAUAACAAGAGUUUUUUUGCUGAAAUGAACUUGUAUGUUAAGCAGCUUGGACGCACCAUACAUGCCCGAGAACAUGGAUCUAACAAAAGGUUGGCUGCACAGUCGUGUUCUCUGUCAAUUGUGCGGCAGUUGUAUCACUUGGGGAUCAUAGAAGCAUACUCUGGACAGACCAAAAAGAAGGAAGGUGAAUCGAUUGAACCAUAUGAAGUGAACCUUUCCCCUGAUAUUCAAAAGCAGCUGGCCAGUGUUAUCCAUGAACUUAACCUUGAGCUACCUUAUCCACCCGAGGAUCCUAGCCAUCCAGUGACCCUUAAUCAGGGAAAGUUAGUACAAUUUGAACCUUCUCAGCGGCAGAGCUUAUCUGGUGUGGUACCCUGGUCCCCACCACAAGAGAACUGGAACCCGUGGACCAGCAGCAACAUUGAUGAAGGUCCUCUUGCAUUUGCAACUCAUGAGCAGAUCAGUGCAGACCUGAAGAAUGAGCUGAUGUACCAACUGGAAAAUGAUAAGGACCUGCAGCCAAUUCUGCAGGAGCGAGAAACUCUGCCUGUCAAGAAAUUUGAGCAUGAUAUCAUGAAUGCGAUAAACAACAACUCUGUUGUGAUCAUUCGUGGCGCUACCGGCUGCGGUAAAACCACCCAAGUUCCGCAGUACAUUCUGGACGAGUUUAUUCGCAAUGACCAAGCCGCCCAGUGUAACAUUGUGGUGACCCAGCCCCGUAGAAUCAGUGCUGUGUCUGUGGCCGAGCGAGUUUCUUACGAGAGGGGAGAAGAAAUCGGAAAGAGCUGCGGUUAUAGUGUCCGUUUUGAGUCUGUGCUGCCUCGUCCUCAUGCCAGUGUGAUGUUCUGCACAGUCGGUGUGCUCCUGCGGAAACUGGAAGCUGGAAUCAGAGGAAUUAGUCAUGUGAUUGUGGAUGAAAUACACGAGCGUGAUAUUAAUACUGAUUUCUUGCUUGUGGUACUGCGGGAUGUCAUCCAAGCUUUCCCAGACAUUAGAGUUAUCCUCAUGUCAGCCACCAUAGAUACCAGCAUGUUUUGUGAAUAUUUCUUCAACUGUCCCAUCAUUGAGGUGUUUGGUCGAACAUUUCCUGUGCAAGAGUACUUCUUAGAAGACAGCAUUCAAAUGACUCAGUUCAGACCACCCCCACAGGAAAGAAAGAGGAAAGACAAAGAUGAAGAAGGAGGAGGAGGAGGAGAGGAUGAUGAUACCAAUUGCAAUCUGAUAUGUGGUGAUGGUUACGGCCCCGAGACUCGCCGUUCAAUGUCGCAACUGAGUGAGAAGGAAACUCCCUUAGAACUCAUUGAAGCGCUUUUAAAAUACAUUGAAACCCUGAACGUACCUGGUGCUGUGCUGGUGUUUUUACCUGGCUGGAAUCUAAUUUAUGCCAUGCAGAAGUAUCUCGAGUCGAACCCUCAUUUUGGUAGCAAUCAUUACCGAAUUUUACCACUGCAUUCCCAGAUACCGCGAGAGGAGCAAAGAAAGGCGUUUGACCCUGUUCCAAAUGGUAUAAUCAAGGUUAUUCUGUCCACAAAUAUUGCUGAAACCAGUAUCACUAUAAAUGAUGUGGUUUAUGUCAUAGACUCCUGCAAGCAAAAAGUGAAGCUGUUUACGUCUCACAACAAUAUGACAAAUUAUGCUACUGUCUGGGCUUCCAAAACCAAUCUUGAGCAGAGGAAAGGAAGAGCAGGACGUGUGCGGGCAGGGUUUUGUUUCCACCUGUGCAGUAGGGCACGAUUUGAACGCUUGGAGACUCACCUUACACCAGAAAUAUUCCGUACUCCUUUGCAUGAGGUAGCUCUGAGCAUUAAACUACUACGAUUGGGUGGCAUUGGACAAUUUUUAUCAAAGGCCAUAGAACCUCCCCCGUUGGAUGCGGUCAUAGAAGCUGAGCACACACUGAGGGAGCUUGACGCUUUGGACUCGAAUGAUGAGCUAACUCCGCUAGGAAAAAUAUUGGCUAAAUUGCCAAUUGAGCCACGACUGGGAAAAAUGAUGAUCAUUGGUUGUAUCUUCUAUGUUGGAGAUGCAGUUUGCACAAUUUCUUCUGCCACAUGUUUCCCCGAGCCGUUCAUCAGUGAAGGUCGGAGACUGGGAUAUGUGCAUAGAAACUUUUCUGGUAACCGAUUUUCCGAUCAUGUGGCCCUUCUGUCUGUGUUUCAAGCCUGGGAUGAUGCAAGAAUGGGAGGAGAAGACGCAGAGAUCAGAUUUUGUGAACACAAGCGUCUCAACAUGUCAACCUUGCGCAUGACAUGGGAAGCAAAAGUGCAGCUGAAAGACAUCUUGAUAAAUUCAGGGUUUCCUGAAGAAUGUUUAAUGAAUCAAGUCUUUAAUAACACCGGCCCCGAUAAUAACCUGGAUCUCGUCAUCUCACUGCUGGCAUUUGGGGUUUACCCCAAUGUUUGUUACCACAAGGAAAAACGAAAAAUCCUCACAACCGAGGGGCGCAACGCGCUGAUCCACAAAUCAUCUGUCAACUGCCCCUUCAGCAGCCAAGACAUGAAGUAUCCCUCCCCGUUCUUUGUUUUCGGGGAAAAGAUUCGUACAAGAGCUAUUUCUGCUAAAGUGAUGACCAUGGUGAGCCCCUUACAGCUGCUGCUCUUCGGCUCCAAAAAAGUCAUGUCAGAUGGUCAGAUGAUAAUCUUGGAUGAUUGGAUCAAGCUGUUAAUGCUCCACGAGGAUGCCGCUUCCAUUACUGCCCUGAAAUCUGCAUUGGAAGCUCUUGUUGUAGAAGUUACUAAAGAACCAGAAAUUUUGUCUCAACUGGAUCCGGUCAAUGAGAAGCUGCUGAACAUGAUUCGCUUAUUAUCCAAGCCAUCCACAGCCGGGAUUAAUCUUAUGAUUGGAAAUUCCAGAUAUGGAGAUGGGCCUCGACCACCUAAGAUGGCUCGAUUAGAUGGAGGUUUCCAGGGUAAUCGAGGUGGCGGCGGCUACCGUGGAGGUUCCAACUCAGGAGGUGGCUAUGGAGGCUCUGGAUAUCGGGGAUUCAGAGGUGGAGGUGGUGGUGGUAGCUAUGGUGGAGGCUACAGGGGAGGAAAUCAAGGCGGUGGCUACAGAGGUGGAAAUCAAGGCGGUGGCUACAGAGGUGGAAAUCAAGGCGGUGGCUACAGAGGUGGAAAUCGUGGAGGAUUCAGAGGUGGAUACCAAGGACAAAGUGGUGGCUUUGGAGGAGGAGGUGGUUUCAGGGGUCAGUCACGUGGAGGAUUCUAAAGACUUUUAAGUUGCAAAUUUCAUUUCACCAGUGGAAGGUUUUGUGCUCGUUGCUGCUGUUGAAGGCAGUAGACAUGUCCUUUGUAAAAGUAGUGUUCCAAUUGUUUUUUUUUUUUUUUUUGUAUUUUAUGGUUUCACUGUAUCCAGUAAAAGAAAUUACAAACUUAUUUGAUUUUAAAUAAAUCCUAAAUUUAAAUAUU